Molecule: messenger RNA, 2830 nt
Organism: Colossoma macropomum (tambaqui)
Lineage: Eukaryota; Metazoa; Chordata; Actinopteri; Characiformes; Serrasalmidae
Gene: trim16
Product: tripartite motif containing 16
Molecular function (GO): zinc ion binding; protein binding
Source: RefSeq, a predicted model, not a curated record
GGCAGGAACGGAAGCAUCACAAAGGCCUCGCCAGCUGGAGCUCAAAGCCACCAUGAGGUCUCAGGAGAACGGAACAGGAGGAGAGGAACCACUAGCAGAGACCAGGACUGGAGAAGAAGAGCAGACGAUACAGAAAAACACCCAGGAGGAGCCACAGAAGCAUGGAGAUCCGGGUGGAAGAGAGGACGAGCCUCCAGGCGAGGAUGAUGUGGUGUGUGACUCGUGCAUUGAGAGCCCACGCCGGGCGAAGAAGUCGUGCCUGACCUGCCUGGUGUCGUACUGCGAGGCCCACCUGAGGCCCCACCUGGAGAAUGCGAAGUUCCAGAGCCACAGGCUGGUGGAGCCUCUGAGGGACGUAGAGACUCGCAUGUGUGAAACCCACGACUCCCAGCUCGAGCUGUACUGCUGCGUGGACGCCUGCUGUGUGUGUCAGGAGUGUGUAUCAGGGGAACACCAAGGACACGACACACUGCCCAUCACAAACGCACGCCGCAAGAUUGAGAAAGAGCUCCAGGAGAAGCAGACCGAGGUGACAAAGACAGUAACAGCAGCAGAAAACUCUGCCAACAAUCUACAGAGCAACAUUCUGGCUGUAGAGGCGUGUGUCCAGGACAUCCGUGCUGUGCUGCAGCAGCAGUUCUCCGCGCUGCAGGCGGCUGUGGAGCAGGUCCGAGCUGAGCUGCACGAGGCGCUGGAGGCCGAGCAGCAGCACACUGUCGCUCAGGCCCAGGGCAUCCGGCAGCACCUGGAGCAGCACUGCGCUGAGCUGAAGAAGACACACACACACCUGGAGAAAAUCACCAAGAACAAGAACGACGUAGACUUCCUCCAGGAGUACUCUCAGUGGAAGAAGAGCAGCCGUGACGUGUGUGUGCCUGCAGUGUCUGUCAGCCUGACGGACCACCUGCAGUCCUUCAGCCGCAUCAUCACAGACACCACCCAGCAGCUGUGUGACAGCGUGCUCACCUCCUACCGCAGCACCCUCAAACAGGCCUGCUUAAACGACAAAACGACGCCCACAGGUCAGGACAUCAGCGCCCUGAAGCAGAAUAUAAACCUGCCAGAGCCGAAGAGCAGAGAGGACUUCCUCAAGUAUGCCGCCCCGCUGACUUUCGACUCCAGCACGGCGCAUCAGUUCCUGCGUCUGACGGAGGACGGGAAGAAGGUGACCAACACCACACCGUGGCAGCAUGGCUACCCGGAGUGCCCAGAGCGAUUUCUGCACUGGAAGCAGGUGCUGGCCAUGCAGAGCUUCUACCAGGGCCGGCAUUACUUUGAGGUGGACAUCAGCGGCGAAGGCGUUCAUGUUGGAGUGACUAGCGAGAGCAUUGUGCGUCAGAGUGCCAACAAUGAUGGCUGCCUGACGGGCCACGGCGCCUCCUGGUGUCUGCAGUGGAACGGCCGGGGGUUCUCCGCCUGGCACGAGGGACAGGAAACACCCAUCAGCGCCCCAAAGUCCACCCGGCUGGGUGUCUAUCUGGAUUUUGCCGGGAGUUCUCUGGCCUUCUAUGCGGUGAACGGAGGAGUGACUCUGCUGCACCAGUACCAGGCCGAGCUGAAGGAGCCGCUGUACCCCGCCUGCUGGCUGCCCAAGAAGGAGAACGUGGUGCUGCUGGUGAUGCCGGGACAAGAGAUGCCGCUGAAAAGCCCCUCCCCACCCUGCUCUCCACCAUAAAGAGCGCACCUUUAUUGUUGUAGUAAUAUAGGGGUGGACAGUAUGAAGAUAUGGCGUCAUUAUUAUGAUGAACUGCAUCACAAUAUGCUUUUGUGAAUGUAUGAUAGGUAUGAUCAAUAUUCAUAGAUCACGGAUUGUGAAAAACAGCACGAACAGCAUAUUAACAAGUAGGGAUGUUAGCACAUUAUGCUAAUAAUUAUGCUAAUUAUCUUAUUUUGUUAACUUAUUUUACUGCCUUAUUGUUGGAGAUCACAAAUUCCUUCCCUGGUGAUGCCAAAGCCAUCCGUAAGUGGGAGUACUGAGGUCCGUAGGAGGUCAUUACUGUGUUCUCUCUCUCUCUCUGGGUGGGUAGGAUGGUCCUUCCUGUUCCCCCAACACUCAGCAUGAUGCCAGCCAACUUGGCUAAUAAAAUUAGCAGUUAGCAUUAGCAGCAGUUUGAAAGCACGUGCUAGCCUUCACCAUCCCAGUUUGGUAGCAAUGUGUGACUGAGGAAGACCUAGCUAAUUGGCUAAUGAGUGGAAUUGGAAACGCUAAAAUUUGGGAGAAAAAAUUGGAUAAAAAGCAAAACAAAACUCAUUUCAAUCAUGUUUUUUCACAGUAUUUUUUAAAUAUGCUACGCUAUUUCGCUUGCGCAUUUCUGUCCAUUCCAACUUGUUUUAUUCAUGAUACAUUUACACCUUUAAUGUAAAUGAGAAUCAUCAUAAAAAGGUUUUUGAAUGCUGUGAUUUUAUAUUUCACCAUGCUGCCCACCCUUACGUUCCCUGGCCACUUUAGCAGAAACCCCUCUUUUGUAGUUCCACAUUGCUGGUGUACAGUUAAAGACUGGGGAUCAUCUGUAGAUCUACAGUUUAUGUUGGUCAUCUGUGAUUUAUACAAACACAGAGGUCUUCAUUGAAUUUUCCAUAUAGAUUUAUAUGAUCAGUAUAUUUAAUACAGUACAGUGUAUCAUUUCAUUUCCGUCAAAAUAUCCACCGACAAAAACACGCCUUGGCUUUGGAAGUGUAGUGUUAGAGCGCGUGACACAGUGUCUGAGUGCUCUCUGAGUGCUGUGUUAGCUUAUGUCCUAUGACUGAAUGCUUUACCCUAAUACAAAUAGUGCAUGUGUAAUAAAUGCUGUGCCUUGUUUCUUAAAUAAACUCCUCCAGGUACAGUAAA